Zootermopsis nevadensis is the source of this 2660-nucleotide messenger RNA. The record is from RefSeq and is a predicted model, not a curated record. Lineage: Eukaryota; Metazoa; Arthropoda; Insecta; Blattodea; Termopsidae.
CGUUCACAUUGAAGGAAAUGACAACAUAGAAGGGAUCAUUUCCAUUUAAUUUUUGUUUUUACCAUCACACAGGCAUACAGACCAAAGACAGGGAUCAAGCGAUAAAAUUUGAUGUGUAUUAAUGAAUAGAAAUUGUCCCCUAAUUUUCUUUUACUCGUUUAUUUAUACUUCAAUUUCACAGUUUUCAUACCUAAACUGUUCUUUCCCUCGAACCCAGGCAAUACUAAUGCUGGUAUUAUCUCAGUACUUGGGUUAUGUCUGACGAAGUCGGUGUUGUGUGACGAUUACAUUCAGUUAGGCGUAUAGGGUGCAAAUUGUUUUUGUAGAAUUAGUGUUUUGAAAGGUUUGUAGGAAUCUAAUUUAUAAGAGGUGAAUUAAGCACUGAAAUGUAUAGAAGAGGAGUUUUAUAUCAAAUAAUCCAAAUUAGGAGGAUGACAUUAACACCAUGGCAAACAGUACCCCAAUUACCAUCUUAUUUGUAUAAUGAAUUGUGCAAAGAACAAUGUGGUAUCUGCAACAAGCAGCAAACAAGGCACUAUAAGGAUUUUGGUCAUAAACCAAAGCCACAGCCUCUUUUUUCAAGAUUGUGGCACACUUUUGUUUUCUGCUUAUUUAUAGGGUCAGCAAUUGAUUGGAAAGGACUGCGUAAGUCAUUAUUUCCUCAAGUCGAUGCUGCUUCACAGUUGGCUGAUGAUGGUAAAGAUAUGCAACAGAAAGGACAAAAUGAAGUAACAGCAGGAGGCAUUGAAGACAAUGAGGGGGACAGUGGGGAUGAUGGGAAGAAGAAAAAGAAAAAGGAAAAGGUUGGCUUCCGGGAUAGGAAGAUCAUGGAGUAUGAAAACCGUAUACGUCAGUACUCCACUCCUGAUAAAGUGUUCCGGUAUUUUGCUACUUUGCAAGUGGCACAUCCUUGUGGAGAAAGUCAUGAAGUAUUUAUGACUCCUGAUGAUUUCUUGAGGUCUAUGACACCUGGGAUAAAACAACCUGAUGGUCUGGGACUGGACCAGUACAAGAGAUAUGAUCCUAAGAAUCAUGAUAAGCAGAAUGUCCACAUGAAACUGGAACUUGCCCUCGAUGAGGAUAGCAUAUUCUACAAACUUGGAAGUUCAGGCCUUAUCACAUUCUCUGAUUACAUCUUCCUGCUCACUGUUCUGUCAACCUCACGACGUCACUUUGAAAUAGCAUUUCGAAUGUUUGACCUUAAUGGAGAUGGGGAUGUGGACUCUGAGGAAUUUGAGAAAGUGGCAACUUUAGUUCGACAACAGACGAGCAUUGGAAGUCGUCACAGAGAUCAUGCCAAUACUGGUAACACCUUUAAGGGUGUGAACUCAGCUUUGACAACAUAUUUCUUCGGUCCCAAUAUGAAUCAGAAACUCACAAUUGAAAAGUUUCUUGAGUUUCAACAUCAGCUCCAGAGAGAAAUUCUCAGUCUUGAGUUCCAAAGGAAAGGCCCGGAUGAAAAUGGAAAUAUCACUGAAGCUGACUUCACAGAAUUACUUUUAGCUUAUGCUGGUUAUCCACCAAAGAAGAAGACUCGAAUGCUUAAGAGAGUCAAGAAAGUAUUCAAGGAGGAUGCAAAGGGUAUAAGUCGAGAUGACUACCUGAAGUUCUAUCAUUUCUUAAAUAAUAUAAAUGAUGUGGAUACAGCACUAACAUUUUAUCACAUAGCUGGUGCUUCCAUUGACCAUGCAACCCUGAAGCAUGUUGCAAAAACAGUGGCCCAUGUUGACCUCAGUGACCAUGUGAUUAAUGUGGUAUUCACCAUCUUUGAUGAAAAUCUUGACGGCCAGCUUAGUAACCGAGAGUUUGUUGCUGUAAUGAAAAAUCGCCUUCUUCGAGGUCUUGAGAAGCCGAAGGAUACCGGUUUCGUAAAACUUAUUCAGUCUGUUCUAAAAUGUGCCAAAGAGACAAAACCUGCAUUACUGGACAUCUAACAUGUCUUUAUGCAUGAUAAACAGAGGCUUGAAAUCCAAUCUAAUAAACCAGAAUUCAACACCAUUUCCGUGAAUAAACGAAACUGUCUCUUGGCCAUUUUGAAAUUAAUGUGACUUUUCAGACAUUCUGAAAACAAUAUACCGAGGAAUGUUCAUUAUGUUGCUUUAGUCUAGUGUAAUUUCAUGGAUGAUUCUUGAACAUUAUGUUCCAAUAUAAGAAUCAACAAAUAUAUUGUUAAUAGUUCAUAGUUUCCAGAUAAUUUUAUCUCAUUGUUUUCCCAAAUGCAUAAACUUCUUCAGUGUCAUGUUUCUGGAUAAAGGCAGUUUAAUAAUAUACUGUGCAUAUUUAGUUAUGCUGAAUCUUUCGUGUACCCACGUAAAUCAUGCUGCAUUUGGCUUACAUAACCUUCAAUUAUUUUCGUAUACCACAGAAGGUAGUUUCCAUUCUUUCUUCUCUGAGGUUCAAUUGAAAGUGUUACCUAGUCAUUUACUCUAAUGUGAAGUAGCCUUUAGAUUAGCUUAAAAGAUUUUAAAAAGCACACAUUAGUCUACAGCCAUUUGAGUAUCUCUGAUGUCACUUUUAUUUAAAUCUCAAUUUCUUUGCAUAGAAUGAAUAGAAAAUGAUACUGAAGUUAUACAAAUCUGAUAUAUAAAAUAGGUUUCAUAUGCUCCAUGCUGGCAUGUGAAGUAUUAUAAAUAAAAACAAAUGAAUAAGUAUAUAAAGUA